Molecule: messenger RNA, 2919 nt
Organism: Trypanosoma rangeli
Lineage: Eukaryota; Euglenozoa; Kinetoplastea; Trypanosomatida; Trypanosomatidae
Product: cyclic nucleotide-binding protein
Exons: 1
Coding region: 1-2919 (972 amino acids)
Source: RefSeq, a predicted model, not a curated record
AUGUCAAAAAUCUGCGUCCCGCUUAGCGAGGAGCUGCUGGCCAGCACAACGGAGUGUUUGGCCACGACGCCUGGCGCAGAGAACGCCGAGAGCAGGACUGGAUCGACGUACACGGCAAUAAUGGGGUCCACCCCCAGCGAGGCCGGGGGAGGGCGGCCCAAGUGCGUCGUUGCCCGCGUCAUUGAAGACGUCGUGCGCCCCUUGAGGAACGUUCGCGUGCUUUCGCACAAAAAAUUCUGGCAUGGGGAUGAGUCGCCUGAGACGUCUAGCUCCUGCAUGAACUGUCACACGGAGCAAAGUGGGGAGGUGUGCCGCAGCUUGGUGCCUGGCCCGGUUAUCGCCAAGGAACUGCCCGCCCACGACGAGGAGAUUAUCUCCUUCCUGCAAAACACGGAGCACUUGUACCUGCUGCGGCGGGAAGAGAUGCGAGAGGCGGCGCGUGCCUCGCUGCGCCGUGAAUACCUGCCGGGGGAGGUUGUGCUUCCAGAGGGUGGGCACGCACUGCAUGUGUACGCCGUCGUUUGUGGGGAGGUGGAGGUGUUUGACCCCAACAAGGGCGACGCGGCGACUCAGUACGCCUGGACGCGCGCCCAACCCGUGCCUCAUCAACAGGGGAAAAUGAAAAAAAAUUGGUCCUGCACUGCCGACGGUGAAUGUAACUUCUUGGAUCCAGCCAGUGACGAUGAGGAAGUGAGCAAGAUGUGGGUGCCGCAACAAUCCGAGUGGUUAUUCGGGUCGUCGUCGUCUCAGGAGGAGUACAAGUUCAUGACACACUGCGGCAGGGUGAAACCCGGGAUGGUGUUUGGCCUGGAGCUCUGCGUCCUCGGCGACGCCUCUCCCCUGCGCUACGUCACCGGCCAGGCCACAGACCGAACUGUACUGGCGUUGAUUCCCUCCCCUUUGGUGCAGCAGCUGCUGGAGCGAAACCGGUACUUCGCCCAGAGCGUGGGACGGCGCGUAAGUGAGGGAGAUGUGUUUAUUCCUGUUCGUGAGUUCUGCCGCUACGUCUUUAUGCCCUCGGCGGCGAUGAACGAGUACCUUCCUCUGUGGACGAUUCUCGAUUGCUACACAAAGAUUGAGAAUGUUAUCCACACAAAGCUGAAAAGCAACAAAAUAGACACAGCAGCGUGGAGCUACGCAUUGAAGCGUCUACCAGAGAAUGUCACCACAACUUUCUUCUUUAACCUUGUAUUGGGGCUUCCGCCAUUUGUCGCGACGCGAAUGCGUGAGGAGGCGAAGAAGGCGGACGCCCGUCACUUCUUAAAGGAUGGAAAGCAUAAAGUCCAUACAAACAGGACUGCCGUUACUUACAUCCGAACCAAGGAACGCCGCCGCUGCACGUGGCAUUUAGGUAUGGAGGGCAAGGUUCUUGUGCUGCUGCGUGACGGCUACACAGAUCUACUCGACUUUAUAUCCAUGUUGUGCGUGCACAUCAUUGAAAGUAACAAGCUUCGGGGUCGUGUGCAGGGAAUGGUGCAUCCACCAGCCAUUGACGUCUUGGACGAGUAUCUGCAAAAUCGUGAGGUUGAUGAGAGUGCUGGAAUCGUGCGUGAUAACGCUUCCGAGUUGGAACGCGUGCGGGAUGUGUUGAGGCAUUUACCCUUAACAGAAGAGGAACAGAAAGGGCUUUUGGAUGUUUGGCAAACGGACUGUCUUGUCAAAAUCUAUGAAAUAAUGAUGCAUCGAGAGGAGUUUAGCGUCCGUGUGGAUCCAAGUGUUUCCCGAAGGUUUCAGACAAAUCCUUUUGUGGAGUGGGCCCUUAAUUUACGUGCCUGUAUCAUGCAGAAGAUGGGGAUGGAGCGUUAUUGGGCCCCACCAGAGGAUCUUUGCAUUGACAUUGUCAGCAGCAACACACACUGUAUCAAGAACCUGCUGUCCAGCUUCCACCGCAAGCAUCACCAUGUUAUUGAGGAGUAUGCAAGGCAUGAUAAACGGCUCGGGCCACUGGAAAACUGGCACACAUUGGAGGAUGCGUUGUAUGCCUCAACCAAAGGAGUCCUCUCCACUGAUCGAACAGACCUUAGAGAGGAGUAUGCCAAAGCCCUUGAAGAGAGUGGCAUCAUGGUACUUGCUGACACCGCUAUGACAGGACUUCAGGUGGACAUCAUCCCUGUGCAUGCACUAAACUUUGAAACUGUCGACUCUCUCAUUCGGGACUUCCUGAAGAAACACUUUAGUGACCCAAAGCAGUCGAAUUCCACAAACUGGUCGCAAGUUUGUAAGCCGCGGACCUCGAGUAAAAUGAGUACGGAUAGUGUUUCAUCUUCUGAUUCACAAUGUAGUCAAACUAAUCAUAGCCGCUUAGAUCGGCACUUUAUUAUCAACAUGGACUUUGCCUUUGGAGCUCAGGCUGAAGGUAUUUGUAGAGCUAUCUUCAGCGUAUUUGGGCAUCGGAUUCGAAGCGUAAAUGUGAUUGGGAAAGCUGGUGGUUUUGUUGGGAAACGUGGUGACAUUCAGCUUCCCAAAGAGGUGCUUAUGUCCAAGUCUGGCCUUCUUGUGGAGGAUCCGCAGGACGAGUUACGUCGUUGCCGCAAUCAAGGGCUCACAGCAGAGCGUCUACAACAGCUGGCAGGUCCAAAUGUGUCAGUCCAUGAGGGGCGACUUCUCACGAUUGCAGGUACGAUGCUACAAAACGUGCGAAUGUUGAAGUUCUACAAGCGUAUUUGGGGUUGUGUGGGAGCUGAAAUGGAAGGGUCGUAUUUUGCGCGUGCACUUGAGGAUUUCUACCGCCAAGGCAUCGCCAACCGAGCGUUGGAGACACGCUUUGCGUACUACACGAGUGACUUGCCUCUGGUUAGCUGCACCCCAAAUGGCGUUGCAAGUGCCUCUCUCUCCGCCCCCAUGGCGCCGGCCGAGGGGGUUCCACCACUCUACGCUAUUGUGCGGGGUAUUCUGGAAAAUAUCCUCCUCCCCGGCUGA